GUACCAUGCUUCGCAAUAUGAGUUGGAAACAAAGCGCCAAGUUAUCUUUCGGAAGCGAGAAGAUUUAAAAAUAAUGAUAAAAUAAGCAAAGAUUUGAUAAAUAAAUUAAAAAAAUUAAGACGGGCAAUUCAUCUUAGUUCACCAUACUGGGAAAGUCCUUUCAAAGGAAGCCUUUAAAUACCAGACGGAGCAGAGGUAGGUUUGUGCUCGCUUCGGCAGCACAUAUACUAAAAUUGGAACGAUACAGAGAAGAUUAGCAUGGCCCCUGCGCAAGGAUGACACGCAAAUUCGUGAAGCGUUCCAUAUUUUGAUGCGCCCCCACAUUGCUUUUCUUGCACGGCACGCCUUUUUGGCUUCGUCUCCCCUCUCCCCCUUCACUGUGCAAACUCCACAUUAUUUGCAACCCCUUUUGCCUCCCUCUUUACCCCCAACCACCCCCCAAAAACCCUCUUUCCAAAAAUGCCGGCUGAUUGCAAGGUGGCUAUUGCACCCCAAUAAUGUUAUAGUGGUGCAUGCAUGCAGUAAUUGAUGCAAUAAUAUGCAUGCAUAUUCAAGACCAGCAAAACAGACCGCGCUGUUAUUUAUUGUUUCCUCCUCCUCUGAGCUUGCACCCAGACCACUUUCUGCAUUGCUGGAAAGCAAAGAUAGGAGCAUGCACGACCCAUUAAAAUGUUCUGUUUUUUGGGGAGCGGUGUGGGAUUUGCAAAUUAGUGGAGAGAGAAAAGGCAAAAAAAGGAGGAAACAACAAAUAGCAGCGCGGUCUGUUUUGCUGGUCUUGAAUAUGCAUGCAUAUUGCAUCAAUUACUGCAUGCAUGCACCAGUAUAACAUUAUUGGGGUGCAAUAGCCACCUUGCAAUCAGCCGGCAUUUUUGGAAAGAGGGUUUUUGGGGGGUGGUUGGGGGUAAAGGGGGACGCAAAAGGGGUUGCAAAUAAUGUGGAGUUUGCAAAGUGAAGAAUGAGGGGGGAGAGGAAGGAAAAAAGGCGUAUCUUUGGCCUGAGGAUGCCGUGCAAGAAAAGCAAUGCAGGGGCGCAUCAAAAUAUGGAACGCUUCACGAAUUUGCGUGUCAUCCUUGCGCAGGGGCCAUGCUAAUCUUCUCUGUAUCGUUCCAAUUUUAGUAUAUGUGCUGCCGAAGCGAGCACAAACUUACCCUGUACCGCAGCUGUAUAUAAACCUCUGAUUUCAAAAUAUUUCCAGUCAUGGUAGGAAAAUGUUAGCUUCUUUCUUUCCUGUGUUUGUUCCUCCUGUCCUUUUCUAAACCCCCCACUAAGCUACCCAUUAGUCUCCUCGCAUUCUCAAAUUAAUCCAUCCUAUUUCUUUUAAUUUCCCCACCCCGAUGCAUGCUGGGAGGCCGCCUAUGCAAAUUUGUCCCCUCAUCGUUUUCCUAUUGAACAGGCGAGAGGCGGGUUGAGAGACAGGCCCUCGCUUUGUCUAUUGAACUGCCUGAAAAGAAAAGGGGAGAUUUGACUCGCCCCACUGAAACGAGCCCGUUUUGACAGAAGAGGGAAGGGAUGCGUGUGGUUGCCGUGCGGUUUUUAAAAUUAUUUUAUUCCGGCUGUUUAUGGGUUUUUUUCAGGCACUAAUGAAGACAGCUGAGAGGAAGGGGUCCUUAACUAGGGCAGCAGGAGUUGGCGCAGGCGCAGAACAGCUGGGCAGCCUGGAUAGAGCGUUGGUGAGUAGGGGGGGGAAUGGAAGAGUUCAUUUGUUACCCCGGGGGGGGGAAUAUCCCCAAAACUAGCAAUAUAACCAUUUUAAGUGCUGGGUAAUCACCCCAAUAGGUGAUUUUCAGGGCAAUUUCCAACUCCAGGGGAAUUUCUCCCCUUUUUCUUGCUGGGGCAAUUAAUCUUUGCGGUGCAAUUGAAUUAAACCUGCUGUUGCAAUUCCUUGCACUCUUGAUUUUGCAGAUUUAAAUGCAUGCCCUAGCAGCUGGAUUUGCAAAAUUAAGAGUGCAAUGAUUUCUCCUAAAAAAUUAAUUUUAAAAACCCGAUUUGGAAAAGUGCUCCAUUGUCCUGGAAAGAAAAUGAACUCACCAUGUUAGCUGUCAUUGCUAGUGAAAUUCAAUUUUCCCUUUCUUGCAAAGCAAAGUUCUUGGGAGCCAGCAAGAAAGGGGUGGUCUUAACUGAACGAAACACUAGGAAUUAAAAUUGCAAAAUUAAGAAUCCUCCCAUUUGUUGCUUUCUUUUAUUUUUAAAAGCUUCCUGGAUUUGCAAAUAAACGAUAGCGGGUCAUUGAGCGCAUUCGAAAUAAUGGCAGGUGCAAAAAUAUCUCUUUCUACUCCCUUCUUUCCACAAAAUGAAAUCGACGGUGACAGCAUGCUAUAAGUGACUUUCACCGAAAACUUAAAAUAAAUAGGGUUUUGGUUUAGCAGCAGGGGUGUUGGGAAAUGAUUUCAGUUUGGGGCUUUUCCCAUGCAACCGUGUAACAAAAUACAGUACAGGGGUACCUUGGUUUUCCUUGGUUUAUUGGUUUUCCAAAAUUUUAAACAAACAAACAUUCAUCUUAACUGUACUUGAUCCCAUUUUAGUAACAUUGUUAAGUGACUUCCUCAAAUCCCCCUGGUUUAGUUUCAAUGUAUAUCAUUGUAACGGUUUUCCAAAACCAAUUUUCUCAUAAAAUUAGCUUAAUCACUUAACAUCUUUCUUUGUUUCCAUUUUGACUUUAAACAUAUUAUUCUCUAACGUCACAUAUUUAAAUCCUAAGCCUAUCUGGUAUUUGCAAGUUUUUCCAAUUAAGUUAUCUUAGCAUAUUUAACUAAAUAGUCUUUGAAUUUCAUCCAUUCCUUCUGGUACUCCUCCUCCUCCUGGUCGCGGACUCUUCCGAAAAGUCCAUCGUCUUCAUCUGCCAUUCCUCCACUGUUGGGACUUCUUGUAAUUUCCCAUUUUUGGCCAACAAAAUUCUAGCUGCAGUUGUGGCACACAAAAACAUCUUUUUGGGGCAAUUCCGAACCUAUUAUUCCAAGAAGAAAGGCCUCUGGUAUCUUAAUAAAUGUAUUUUUCAACCUUUUUUCCAAUUCAUUAUAUAUCUCCCAGAAGUCUUUCACCUUGGGGCAAGUCCACCACAUAUGAUGAAAGAUACCCUCUUUUUCUUUGCAUUUCCAACAUAGAUUGUCAACUCCUGCACCCGCGCCGCCGAUCUCGGAGCGAGAUGGACCUGGCGUACGUCUGCGAGUGGGAGAAGCGCCCCAAAAGCAACCACUGCCCCUCCAUCCCUCUGGUCUGCGCCUGGUCCUGCCGCAACCUGAUCGCCUUCACGACGGACCUCAAGAAUGAAGAGGAGAAAGGUAAUUUCUUUGCAGGGAAAAGCCUGUAGAGAAAACCCAGAGCGGCUUCUGUUCUCCAGCUGAGCAUCACUCGUAAGUCUAAGGCUGGAUCUCCUCCUUUCUUUUUGCCUUCUUCCUUAGACCUCACCCACAUGAUUCACAUCCUGGACAUGGAGCAUCCCUGGGACGUCUGCUCCAUCAAUUCCGGACACGUGGAAAUCAUUACUUGCUUGGAAUGGGAUCAGUCGGGUAAGGAAACCCUCAACGCGGCUUGCAAAAUGAACGUAGCAAUGAAAUAUAUAAGCGUAGCAAUUAUGUGUAUGUCUGUGUGUGUGUGUGUGUGUGUGUGUGUGUGUAUGGAUAAUCUCAUUGCUCUGUGUGUAGUGUGUGUGUGUGUGUGUGUGUGUAUCUAUAUGUGUGUGUAUGUAUGUAAUCUCAUUGCUCUGUGUCGUGUGUGUGUUUGUGUGUGUGUAUAGAUAAUCUCAUUGCUCUGUAUGUGUGUGGUGUGUGUGUAUAUAUGUGUGUGUGUGUCUAUGGAUAAUCUCAUUGCGCUGUGUGUGUGUGCAUGUGUGUGUGUGUGUAUGCAUGUGUGUGUGUGUGCGUGUGUGUGUGUGUGCACGUCUAUGGAUAAUCUCAUUGCUCUCUGUGUGUGGUGUGUGUGUGUAUGGAUAAUCUCAUUGUUCUCUGGGUGUGUACACACACACACACACACACACACUGUUUUACAAUUUAAAGUGCAGUGGUGCCUUGGUUCUCAAACUUAAUCCGUUCCGGAAGCCCGUUCCAAAACCAAGCCACGCUUCUUUCCCGUAGAAAGUCAUGCAAAAAAGCCGUCCCAGGCUUUUAAAAACAACCCCUAAAACAGCAACUUAACAUGGAUUUAAGAUUAGCCUCCAGGCGCAAUGAUGCGUUUGGGACGCGGGGCGGGGCAGACAAAAUUGGCCUGAAGAACUUCGAUUGGAAAGCUUUCGUAGAUCCAAGGCGAGAGCCUGUCCAAAUCUGUGGGGAGGUUUUUUCUGGCGCUUCUUCCAGACGGGGGAACUGCCACAACUGGGCUGCUCCGAGCUUUUUCGACUCUCUCCCGCCGCAGGAUCCCGGCUGCUGUCUGCCGACGCCGACGGACGCAUCAAAUGUUGGAGCAUGGUGGAGCACUUGGCCAACAGCUGGGAGAGCGCCGUGGGCAGCGUGGUCGAAGGCGACCCCAUCGUGGCGCUCUCGUGGCUGCACAACGGUGUGAAGCUGGCUUUGCACGUGGAGAAGGUGAGCGAGGCCGGGCGGGAGGGUUUUGUUGUCUAGGGCUUGCCGAUCAGAAGGUUGGCGGUUCAAAUCCCUGCAAUGACAGGGUGAGCUCCCGUUGCUCGGUCCCUGCUCCUGCCAACUUUGAAGUUCAAAAGCACACCAGUGCAAGUAGAUAAAUAGGUACUGCUCCAGCAGGAAGGUAAACGGCGUUUCCGUGCGCUGCUCUGGUUCGCCAGAAGCGGCUUAGUCAUGCUGGCUACAUGACCCGGAAGCUGUACGCCAGCUCCCUCGGCCAGUAAAGCGAGAUGAGCGCCGCAACCCCAGAGUCGUCCAUGACUGGACCUAAUGGUUUGCUAUUGCCAAAUGCCAACGUGUUUGCGUUAUUAAGUUUGUUAUGAAUAAAAAAUCAUUUUAAGUUAGAGCUUAAUACAUAUUUCACUAUUAAUAUACCUCUUCUUAAUUGUAUUACAAUUCAACAAUGAUAAAAUACAUAUUUUGUUAUGUGCAAAGGGCUUGAGAUACCUAUCAGGUCCAUAAAUUACCCUAUAGCAUAGAUUCAACACACAAAAAACAGUGACAAUUUGUUGACAAAGGACAGCUGAACAUAGAAAGGGCCCCAUGACCUUUAGGAGCUGAGGGCCACAUCAAACCUCAAUGCAACCCUUGAUUUUUAUCUACCCCCUUUUUAAAAUCAUUUUUAUCUGUUUUCCGAUAAAAACCUUCCAAUUAAAUGUCCAGUCAUAAUUAGAAAAGUAAAAAAACUAAAAUAAAAAAGAUCGAAUGGUAUUUAUUGAUUUCUCAAUUUUUUUAUCCCGCAGUCGGGAGCGUCGAACUUUGGCGAGAAGUUCUCACGGGUUAAGUUCUCCCCAUCACUGACGCUCUUCGGGGGCAAACCGAUGGAAGGCUGGAUCGCGGUCACCAUCAGCGGCCUGGUGACGGUCUCUCUGCUGAAGCCCAACGGGCAGGUGCUGACCUCGACAGAGAGCCUCUGCCGCCUGCGGUGCCGCGUGGCGCUGGCCGACAUCGCCUUCACGGGUGGGGGCAACAUCGUGGUGGCCACCUCGGACGGCAGCAGUGCCUCGCCCGUCCAGUUCUACAAGGUCUGCGUCAGCGUGGUGAACGAGAAGUGCAAGAUUGACACUGAAAUCCUGCCGUCGCUCUUCAUGCGAUGCACCACGGAUCUCGCCCGCAAGGACAAGUACCCGGCCAUCACCCACUUGAAAUUCCUCACCCGGGACAUGUCGGAGCAGGUGAGGCCUUCCCGGGUGGCGAGUUCGAAUCCCCCCUCGCCGUAGCUGUCACCGUCCCUUAUUUGGCGGGACAGUCCCUUAUCCCAGCGCCGUGUCCCGCCACUGUCCCUUAUUGAUGAUGUCCCUUAAAUUUCCCGGGUUUCAAAGGAAGCAGCUCCUCUCCCUCCCUCCCUGCCGGCCUGACUUGUUGCCCUAUUGUGGUUUGGUAUACAGUGGUACAAAGGACGCGGGUGGCACUGUGGGUUAAACCACAGAGCCUAGGACUUGCCGGUCAGAAGGUCGGUGGCUCGAAUCCCCGCAAUGACGGGGUGAGCUCCCGUUGCUCGAUCCCUGCUCCUCCCCACCUAGCAGUUCGAAAGCACGUCAGAGUGCAAGUAGAUAAAUAGGUACCGCUCCGGCAGGAAGGUCAACGGCGUUUCCGUGCGCUGCUCUGGUUCGCCAGAAGCGGCUUAGUCAUGCUGGCCAGUAAAGUGAGGUGAGUGCCGCAACCCCAGUCGGCCACGACUGGACCUAACGGUCAGGGGUCCCUUUACCUUUACCUUAUACAGUGGUACCUCGGGUUACAUACGCUUCAGGUUACAGACUCCACUAACCCAGAAAUAGUACUUCGGGUUAACAACUUUGCUUCAGGAUGAGAACAGAAAUCGUGCUCCGGCAGCCGCAGGAGGCCCCAUUAGCUAAAGUGGUGCUUCAGGUUAAGAACAGUUUCAGGUUAAGAACGGACCUCCGGAACGAAUUAAGUACUUAACCCGAGGUACCACUGUACGGCGUUUUUCUCUGCUCACCCCCCAGAUGUUGCUCUGUGCCUCCAACCAGAAUAACAGCAACGUGGAGUGCUGGUCUCUCCGGAAAGAGGGCUUGCCGGUCAACAAUAUUUUCCAGCAGAUCUCCCCCACAGGUGAGUUUCUGGAGGUCAGGCGAUGCUUCCCUGCAUUUAUAAACGCUGCCCACCUGACCGGGUUGCCCCAGCCGUUGAUUUCCCCAUCUCUCUAUCUCUCCUUUCCUUCCUUCUAUCUCUCUUUUCCAUCUCUCUUUCUCUCCUUUCCUUCCUUCCGACUCACUUUUCCAUCUCUAUCUCUCCUUUCCUCCGACAACAACCCUGCGAGGUCAGUUGGGCCAGAGGCACAAGUGGCCGGCCCCCUGAGGCGUCGCCCAGAGAGCUCCGCGGCCGAGUGGGGGAAUUCGAACUCAGGACCCUGUCCGACUCUCUUAACCACUACGCUGCGCUUCUUAUUCUCCUACCUUCUUCUUAUUUCUCAGUCGGCGACAAGCCGCCCAUGAUUUUGAAGUGGCGGAUACUCUCGGCCGCCAACGACCUCGACCGCGUUUCGGCCGUGGCUCUCCCGAAACUCCCCAUCUCCUUGACCAGCACAGAUUUGAAAGUCGCCAACGACACCAAAUUCUACCCUGGCUUAGGUGAGGAAACCUCUCCCUGUCCCCUGGAAAUGUUGUCAUUAUUAUUCUUACUUCGCGAUAUACCCGUAUUUUUCGCUCUAUAAGACGCAGCAGACCACAAGACGCACCUAGUUUUUGGAGGAGGAAAACAAGAAAAAAAAUAUUCUGAAUCUCAGAAGCCAGAACAGCAAGAGGGAUCGCUGCGCAGCGAAAGCAGCGUUCCCUCUUGCUGUUCUGGCUUCUGGGAUAGCUGCGCAGCCUGCGUUUGCUCCAAAAAACCACACACAUUUCCCCUUACUUUUUAGGAGGGGAAAAGUGAGUCUUAUAGAGCAAAAAUAUAUAUAUGUUAUUGAAUUUUCAAAAGUUUGACAUUUAUCCUUCGGUAUCCCUUGUUAAGUUUAUCGUUUCUCAACUUCCUGCCCCUUCCCCCCCGUGGCGUUUUAAUUUCCCCCCUCUGCUGCUCAAUACCUCAUCGUUCUUCUUUUUUUCCUUUUGCCAAUCUUUUUAUGGGUUUUCCCUUUUAACGAAACAUCACCAAAUUAAUACGUUUUUGCCCUUCAAAAGUAGACUUCAAGUAAACUCUUUCCUUGACUUUUAACUGCAUUCUCUUCCCCAGCUAGUUCCUUUUUAAAAAUCCAUUUCCUGGUAAUCUUCUUAUUGCAAUGUUGCCGUUUUAUUCAUUUAACAUAGAAAACCUAGCUGGCAGCUGUCCAUUUACCCAUACGGUACCGUACAAAUUUGAUUGGGGCAUCCAAAUUUCGUGGCUGGGAACGAAUUAGAUAUUUCCCCAUAGGGAUCAAUAGAAAUCAGGGACUCGUUAUGCAAACAAGGGACUCAGGUGGUGCUGUGGGUUAAACCACAGAGCCUAGGACUUGCUGAUCAGAAGGUCGGCGGUUCGAAUCCCCGCGACGGGGUGAGCUCCCAUUGCUCGGUCCCUGCUCCUGCCCAGCUAGCAGUUCGAAAGCACAUCAAAGUACAAGUAGAUAAAUAGGCACCUGGCGGGAAGGUAAACGACGUUUCCGUGCGCUGCUCUGGUUCACCAGAAGUGGCUUAGUCCUGCUGGCCACAUGACCCGGAAGCUGAACGCCGGCUCCCUCGGCCAAUAAAACGAGAUGAGAGCCGCAACCCCAGAGUCAUCCGCGACUGGACCUAAUGGUCAGGGGACCCUUUACCUUUAUACAAACAAACCGAUCGAUUGGUCGUUUUGCGAGUGAUUUCCAGGGAACGCAUUGUGUUGAGUGUAUGGGUCUUGAGUUCCAGUUUCCCUCUGAAAUGUCCCUUGCCUCGUGCUGUUUUCCCCCCCUCCUCCGCCGCCCCAGGACUCGCACUCGCUUUCCACGACGGCAGCGUCCACAUCAUCCACCGUGUCUCCCUUCAGACCAUGGCGGUCUUCUAUGGAUCGACAUCCCAGCGUCCGGCGGAGGAACAGGCCAUCAAGAGGCAGAGGACGGCCGGACCCCUGGUCCACUUCAAAGCCAUGCAGAUGUCCUGGACAUCACUGGCCUUGGUCGGCGUCGACAGCCACGGGAAGGUAAAUAGAAAACUUACAACUACAACGACUAAUCUUUAUAUCACAACACUUUAUAUGUUUUCCAAUUCUAAUAUAAAAGGUAAAGGGACCCCUGACCAUUAGGUCCAGUCGUGGCCGACUCUGGGGUUGCGGCGCUCAUCUCGCUUUACUGGCCGAGGGAGCUGGCGUACAGCUUCCGGGUCAUGUGGCCAGCAGGACUGAGCUGCUUCUGGCGAACCAGAGCAGCGCACGGAAACGCCGUUUACCUUCCCACCGGAGCGGUACCUAUUUAUCUACUUGCACUUUGACGUGCUUUCGAACUGCUAGGAGGGCAGGAGCAGGGACCGAGCAAUGGGAGCUCACCCCGUCGCGGGGAUUCGAACCACCGACCUUCUGAUCAGCAAGUCCUAGGCUCUGUGGUUUAACCCACAGCGCCACCCGCAUCCCAAUUCUAAUAUAACUCGUUACAAAAUGCCUCCAAGUUUAAAUCAACGUAGAAGGGUCAAGAAUUCCUCAUUUGCAAGUCUUUGGAUAACCCUACUAGCGUUUUUCACUGCUUACAACGAUCUUUCAAAUAUUGUAUAAAUUUACUCCAGUCCUUUUGGAAUACUUGAUUUGCUGGUUUCGGAUUUUUCCCGUCAGCUUCGCCAGUUCUGCAAAGCCCAUCACCAUCUUUGGGCUAAAAGAAUUCUUUCUGCUGUCGUUGCUCAUAAGAACAAUUUUUUUAUCUUUUCUCCGUAUGUCUACUAAUACCCAGGAAAAAGGCUUCUGGUAUUUUAACAAAAGCCUUUUAAAACAUUUUCUUUAACUCGUUAUAUAUCAUUUCCCAGAAAGCCUUUACCUCUUUGCAAGUCCGCCACAUGUGGUAGAAUAAACCUUCCCUUUCUUUACAUUUUCAGCACUCGCUAAAUCUUGCCUUAGACAUUUUAGCAAGUUUAACUGGCGUUAAAUGCCAUCUGUACAUCAUUUUAUUUAAGUGUACUGCAUGCAGUUAAAUUAAUGCCUUCCUUCCACAACCUUCCCCAAGAUCCUAACUGAAUAUUAUAUCCAAAAGCUUUAGCCCAGGGGUCAGCAAACUUUUUCAGCAGGGGGCCGGUCCCCUGUCCCUCAGACCUUGUGGGGGGCCAGACUAUAUUUUGGGGGGGAAAUGACUGAAUUCCUAUACCCCACAAAUAACCCAGAGAUGCAUUUUAAAUAAAAGCACACAUUCUACUCAUGUAAAAACUCGCUGAUUCCUGGACCGUCCAGGGGCCGGACUGAGAAGGCGAUUGGGCCAGAUCCGGCCCCCGGGCCUUAGUUUGCCUACUCCUGCUUUAGCCCAUUGUAUCGUCACCCCUUUAACCUCUUCAUCUUGAGUAUGAUUACAUUUCCAACGCUUAUUUGGUGGUUAAACGGCUAUCGUCCCUUCCGACCUCUCACCACACCAGCUCAGCAUGCUUCGGAUCUCCCCGUCGAUGGGCCAUAUCCUGGACAUGAACAUCUCCCUCCGCCACUUGCUAUUCCUCCUGGAGUAUUGCAUGGUGACUGGAUACGACUGGUGGGACAUACUGCUUCACGUCCAGCCCAGCAUGGUGCAAAACCUGGUGGAGAAGCUUCACGAAGAAUACAUGCGCCAGAAUGCGGCCCUGCAGCAGGUGAGGCGGGAAGGGGAAGGGAGGAAGCUCCUUCGCCCCGAGUGUGUUGGAGUUGAGUGGACGCCGCCAAAGGGCGCUGGCAUGCAUGGAGGUGCCGUUUCGCAACCCGCCAGCAGGUGGCGCUAGCCAUCUCGAACUCUCGGGGAUAGGAAAGGGUUCCUUUGCAAUGGGCGCAUACGUCAGUUUGCAUUUCACAGCGUGGAAAGUGUGGCUCUGAUGUGUUGACAUCUUUCCUGCUUCGCUUACACCCUUGUGCAAAUUAAUUGAAACAAACCGUUUCAUUUAUUGUACGAAACUCGCAUAUGCAUGGACAAAACUCACAUAUUGUUAUUAUUUUUUUAAUUGCGAUACUUUAUUACUUUAUUAAUUGAAACGAACCGUGUCGUUUAUUGUAUGAAACUCACAUAUGCAUGGACAAAACUCACAUAUUAUUAUUUUGGAAGUGAAAUACUUUAUUGUCACUUGUGCACCGUGAUGCAGUAUGAAAGGACACUUUUCGUUGUGAGCUUAGGGAAGCUUUUAAUGUUUAAUAGGCUAUUGUGUUUUAAUAUUUUGUUGGAAGCCGCCCAGAGUGGCUGGGGAAACCACUGCGCUGACUAACAUGUCGGAAUCUGCUCUGGGUCAAUAUUGCGUGGAAUUUCACAACAGGGUGACCCUUUUUUUUGCUUUGGCAGGUGCUCUCGACCCGGAUUAUUUCCAUGAAGGCGUCACUGUGCAAGCUCUCCUCCACCACGGUGUCUCGGGUCUGCGACUAUCACGCCAAGCUUUUCCUGAUCGCCAUCAGCUGCACCCUCAAAUCGCUCCUCCGUCCCCCGGUCUUGAAUACCCCGGACAAAAGCCCCGGUGACCGUCUCACGGAGAUCUGCUCCAAGAUCACCGACGUGGGUGCGUGACAGUCUCCGCAGUGACAUACCGUAUUUUUUGCCCUCUAAGACUCACUUUUUCCCUCCUAAAAAGUAAGGGGAAGUGUGUGUGCGUCUUAUGGAGCGAAUGCAGGCUGCGCAGCUAUCACAGAAGCCAGAACAGCAAGAGGGAUCGCUGCUUUCACUGCGCAGUGAUCCCUCUUGCUGUUCUGGCUUCUGAGAUUCAGAAUAUUUUUUUUCUUGUUUUCCUCCUCCAAAAACUAGGUGCGUCUUGUGGUCUGGUGCGUCUUAUAGAUCAAAAAAUACGGUAAUAACAAGAACUCCCUUUCCAGAUAUCGACAAAGUGAUGAUCAACUUGAAGACGGAGGAGUUUGUCUUGGAAAUGACCACUUUGCAGUCUCUCCAACAGCUGAUUCAGUGGGUCGGCGACUUUGUCCUCUACCUGUUGGCCAGCCUUCCGAACCAGGUGAGACCCCCUGAGUCCCCCAUUGCGCCAACGCUUUCCCAAAUUGCCUUCCGGGUUGACCGACAAUCCGACUCUCCACCUACUUUCCGGGGACGGCGCGUGAAAACCCAAAACACCUGUGGCUCCGAAUGCUCCCCGCAGGUGAGCUCGACGGCAGGUAAGAUGGACAGUGGUACUCAAUAUCGCAAUAUAUCGCCGGCUGAACAUCGCGAUAUUCUGAUAUAUAUCGCGAUGUCCGGAAUAAGGCUGGAACUACGUGUAGGCGAACAGUUAGGGCUGAUAUCUGGUUUUCGACUUUGCGAUAGGUCACCGGCUAAACAUCGCGAUAUCUUGAUAUAUAUCUCGAUGUCUGAAAUAAGGAUUGUAGCCUUAUUGGACUUUACCGACUGGUGGGGUCUGCGUUGCUCCCGGGAGGGAGAAAGGAAGUCAAAUGACACUGAGGUUGAUUCAGAGAAAGAGUUUAUUCUGCUCUCCGGAUAGCAGAAGGCACUUGUGUGGUCAGUUCACAGCAAGUCCAAAGAAAUGAGAAAUUUCAUGCAGUAUAUAUAUCCUCCAGGCACCCUCUCCCUCCUCCCCAUAUAAAUCCAUCCCCGUCAUCCUAUACACGCAGGUUGACAUCACAUAUGUUCUUGCUCUGGUAUUCUUAACCAUAAAAGGGAAUUCCUUCCUGCCCUUCUGACCAUAAAAGGAUCUUUUUCUUCCUACUCUUUAUCUUGGAGGAAGAGGUGUCAUCUCCGAGAACACGCUUUUAGCCUUGUUCCGGACUUAGGUCUGUGCGUCUUUUGUGUUCAGCACAUAAGAUAAGGCACAGACGUGUCUUCUCUGUUCUGCUGGUACAGUGAAGGCCAUCCUUGCCGUCACAAACUGAUAAAGGAGAGGGCUUUGAGCACAGCCGGGUUUUUGUUUAUACGUUGACUCAGAGCUCAAGUUAAUGGAUUUUAGCUAAGGAAAAAUAGGGAUUUUGGUGCAGUUUCAAACUGCCUGCACACUCAGUUUUGGGUUUGGGAAACCCAUUCCUUCAAUAAUAAUAAUAAUAAUAAUUUAUUAUUUAUACCCCCCCCCAUCGGGCUGGCUUUCCCCAGCCACUCUGGGCGCCUUCCAACGAAACACUAAAAUACAAUAAUCUAUUCAACAUUAAAAGCUUCCCUAAACAGGGCUGCCUUUAGAUGUCUUCUAAAAGUCUGGUAGUAAUUUGAGAUAUAAAUCGAACGUCGAGAGUUUUGACCUUCCUAACCUGCCCCCUUUUCCCCCAGGGCUCGGGUCCCGUCCGCCCAGGACACAGUUUCCUCCGCGACGGCUCCUCCCUGGCCAUGCUGCGGGAACUGAUGGUCGUGAUUCGCAUCUGGGGCCUUUUGAAGCCCAGCUGCCUGCCCAUUUACACGGCAACUUCGGAUACACAGGACAGCAUGUCCCUCCUCUUCCGGCUCCUGACCAAACUUUGGCUGUGCUGUGAGUAGGGGAUCGAGGCUCGAUGCAACUGCAGAUAGAGCAAUAUAGAAAUCACAUUAAAGCGGAAUCGGUUCAUUCAGCCUUUAUUCGCGUAAUUCAGACCAGGGUGGAUAAAAACCAAUGCAAACCAGAUUUUUUUAAAUUAUUUAAAUCAGAUUUGUUUUUUAUUUAAAUCGGAUUUUUAAAAUAAAGUCCCAAGUUGUUGUUUUUUUUAAAAUCAGAUUUUUUAAAACUUAAAUCAGAUUUGUUUUUUAUUUAAAUCAGAUUUUUAAAAUAAAGUCCUAAGUUGUUGUUGUUUUUAAAUCAGAUUUUUUAAAAUUUAAAUCAGAUUUUUAAAAUAAAAAAAUAAAAUAAAAAUUUAAAUCAGAUUUUUAAAAUAAAGUCCUAAGCAUAUCUACAUAUAUAUAUAUAUAUGUAUAUGUAUAUAUAUGAUAUAGAUGUAUAUGGUUUAACUACAACAGUUAACAAACAUGGAUACGUAUGCUAUAAGUUAUCAUUUUUUAAUUUCAAUUGGAUUUUUAAAAUAAAAUGCUUUUAGAGGGGUAAAAAUUAUCUUUAAGUUACAUUAUAGCCCAAAGGCUGUUAAUCCGGAAAUAAGGAUUUGAGUUUUUCAUGUGUGCUAAAACUCAGUCUGAGUAAAACCUUCCUCCCUGGUCUGCUAGCUUUCUAGGUGCAGGGAGUCGGAAGGCAAAUUUCAGGGGGCAGCUUGGUGUGUUUAAGAGGAAAACCCCGCAGGAAUGGAGACGCGGCUUUCUGCUGCGCUUUGCAUGCAAAAGCGUGUUUUUUUUUACAAAAACCUGCAAGUAAAACCUUGCUCCCUGAUGUGCUAGCUUUCUAGAUGCAGGGCAGUUUUUUUCCCCCGAAGCACCCUGAUCCAAAGCCCAGGAGCUUCCAGCUUGGUCGUUGUGUAUAAUCAUCUGGAAGACUUUUUUUGAUCUUUCGGCUAAAAUAUUUGCAUAUAAUUUAUAAUCGUUAUUUAGGAGUGCGAUAGGCCUAUAGUUGUUAAUAAGUAGAUUGUCUAUUCCGUUUUGGAAUUAAUUCAAUAAAGCUGUCUUUCCAUGUUGUUCAUGAUACUUCUUAGUGGGUCAGACAGUAUGUCCUCAAAUUUUUUAUAAUGUAUUGUAUAAUAUAUAAUAUAUUUUAUAAUAUAUAAUAUAUUUGGCCCUGGUGACUUUCCUUAAUUGCUCUUUGAAUUUCGUACAAUGUAAUAGGGGCAUCCAACAGUUCUUUUUCUUCUUUAGUAAGUUUCAGAAGACCGUUCUGUUCUAGAUAUUCUUUAAUAAUAUAAUAACAAUAAUAAUAAUAACUAUAAUAAUAGUUUUGACUCGGUGCUAGCAUUCGAGUGAUAAAGGAACUGAAAGAGGUGGACAACAAUUAAGGAUCUAUUACGUUUUCAGAAUGUAUUAGAAAAAUUAUAUAGAAAGGUUUAUUGGUUUGCGUGCAUUCAAAUGUAAGAUAAAAGAUACGCAAAGGGACUUGACAGGAAGUCAAAGAUGAAGAAAAGAUUUUGGGAGAUAAAAGGGGGAAAAAUAAUUUACUUUCAUUAUUAUCAUUUUGUGUGCAGGUGUAGGUGUGUGGGUGUCUGCACAUAGGUGUGUUGUAUGCAAUGUUUGGGAGGAAAUAAGGCGGUAAAUAACAAAUAAACUAAAUAUCGAUGUAUGUAAAUUUUUUUCUUAAUUAUAUUUAGUGGUAGUAGGGCUGUAUUGUUUUUUGCAACAUAAAAUCAUUCAAUAAAAAUUAAUUAAAAAGAACAACAACAAAGCCAGGUGUGUCCUCUGAGCCUGACGGCCCCCCAUUGCCCCUUGCAGGUCGGGACGAAAGCCACCCCAGCGAGCCGGACGACGCUUUGAUUGACGAGUGCUGCCUCCUGCCCAGCCAGCUGCUCAUUCCGAACCUCGACUGGUUGCCCGUCAACGACGCCAUCAUCCACAAGCUUCAGAGCAAGCAGCCCGUCCGGAUGCAGUUUGGGAAGCCCCCGGGGCAGGGACAGGGCCACCCCGCCUCCCUGCAGUUCGACGCCUUCGUCAGGUAGGUGUUGGGCGAUGGGGAGACAGCGGAACUCUCUGCCACAGGAAUGCCACCACCAGCUGUCAUGGCUUAUUUAAAAGAGGACUGGGCAUACCUCUCAAAUCAGAACCAGUGAAGGCGGUGAAGGUCCUGUGUGAGUGUCUGGAGGCGGUUGGAGGAUGGAUGGCGGCUAACGGAUUGAGGUUGAAUCCUGACAAGACAGAAGGACUGUUUUGGGGGGGCAAGGGGCAGGCAGGUGUGGGGGACUCCCUGGUCCUGAAUGGGGUCACUGUGCCCCACUGCUCACCAGGUGAGCAGCCUGGGGGUCAUUUUGGACUCACAGCUGUCCAUGGAGGCAGUUCUAUGUCCAGGGCGGCUCCAUCUGGUACGCAGGAUGAGACCCUCCCUGCCCACGGACUGUCUGGCCAGAGUGGUGCAUGCUCUGGUUCUCUCCCGCUUGGACUACUGCCCUGCGCUCUGCUUGGGGCUGCCUUUGAAGGUGACCUGGAAACUACAACUAAUCCAGAAUGCGGCGGCUAGACUGGGGACUGGGAGUGGAGACCACAUAACACCGGUCUUGAAAUUGGCUCCCAGGACGUUUCCGAGCACAAUUCAAAGUAUUGGUGCUGACCUUGAAAGCCCAAAACGGCCCAGUAGACCUGAAGGAGCGUCUCCACCCCGGACACCGGGGUCCCUCUCCCAAGGGCCUUCUGGCAGUUCCCUCCCUGCGAGAAGUGAGGUUACAGGGAACCAGGCAGAGGGCCUUCUCGGUGGUGGCACCUGCCCAUCAGAUGUCAAGGAAAUAAACAACCAUCUGACUUUUAGAAGACAUCUGAAGGCAGCUCUGUUUAGGGAAGCUUUUAAUGUUUGAUGGAUUACUGUAUUUUAAUAUUUUCCACCCAGAGUGGAAACCCAGCCAGAUGGGCGGGGUAUAAAUAUUAUUAGUAUUAUUAUUAUUGCUUCCCAAACGCUGAUGUUUUGCCUCCUUAUUUCAGGGCCCCCGGGCAGCCGAAGAUCGACCACUUGCGGCGGCUCCACCUCGGAGCGUACCCCACGGAGGAGUGCAAAUCAUGCACCAGGUGAGUGCCAGGGAAAAAACAAAACCCCGGCGACGGGAGGCAGCGUCGCCCAGCGGUUACAGCAUCACCGGUCCGGUCUUCCCCGUCUCCUGGCGGGAGAGCGGCGGCUAGUCAGCCUCGGGUUCGAACGCCAGUAGGGCUGGGGAAGGAGAAGAGGGGAAAAUACCUGCGUGGUUUAGACCUGCAGGUAGCUGCUGCCGACCCGUGCCGGCCAUAUGGAGCUAAGACGCAACUUCCGGUCUUGACUCCGCAGGUGCGGCUGCGUCACCAUGUUGCAUUCGCCCAACAAGACGACGGCCGUCAAACAGUGGGAGCAGCGCUGGAUCAAGAACUGCCUCUGUGGCGGGCUGUGGAGGAGGAUGCCGCUGGGCUACUCGUGACGGCGCCCCCACCAGGCCGGGAGGAAGGACUGCAGGGAAGCUGGACCCGAAAAAAAUAAGGCGAUUUUGUAAAUAUAAAGGUUCUGAGUUUUGCAAAAAGGCUGUUUUCGUGUUUCUUGGCAUUCCCUCUCCUGCAGCGUCUCUGCUUUUUCGAAGAUUGAAAUGGCCACCUCUCAUCGGUUUGCAACAGGUUUGCACUUUUUCAUUUAUGUUUGUAAAAAUCGUUUUUUCCGAUCCGAAUUUCGUGGUGCGCUUUUGCAAAAAACGCAGAAAACCUCGGGGUAACGACGAGCAUGUCCGUGGAAACGACGUGCAAAAACGCUUUGCGCCAGGAGAAAUUUUUGCUUGCGGGAAACAGCAGGGAUUGCACAAAAAAACAGAGAAAAUUGUGCUGAAAGGCCGAAGGAUUUUUUUGCAGAUUUGGAGAACUUGAAGCCUGGAACGCGCGGGAAAGACAUGCAAAAUCUAAUUUUUGCAUCUUAUUAUUUUUUAAAAUUGAUUUUAUUUAGCAUCAUUAUUACAAAAUAUUGCAAAUACAUACAUACAUAUUUCAGAUAAGCACACAUAUA
Messenger RNA from Podarcis lilfordi (Lilford's wall lizard), 17098 nucleotides. NCBI's taxonomy places the organism in Eukaryota, Metazoa, Chordata, Lepidosauria, Squamata, Lacertidae. The record is from the annotation of a GenBank genome assembly.